This is a messenger RNA of Phyllopteryx taeniolatus (common seadragon), 2083 nucleotides long. Its product is annotated as voltage-dependent calcium channel gamma-1 subunit-like. Lineage: Eukaryota; Metazoa; Chordata; Actinopteri; Syngnathiformes; Syngnathidae. Gene Ontology annotation, biological process: regulation of calcium ion transmembrane transport via high voltage-gated calcium channel; calcium ion transmembrane transport. Gene Ontology annotation, molecular function: calcium channel regulator activity; voltage-gated calcium channel activity. The coding region runs from base 329 to 1021 and encodes 230 amino acids. The transcript is spliced from 4 exons. The record is from RefSeq and is a predicted model, not a curated record. Gene Ontology annotation, cellular component: membrane; L-type voltage-gated calcium channel complex.
CCAACAGCACCACUACACCCUUUCCCCGCAAAGGCAGACAGUUGGUUUGGUCAUCAGCUAUCAUGAUCUACCUCAACAGCUGUGCCUCUAAACUUGCAGCCCCCUCAGUCGCAGAGCAGAUCGGAGCGAGCAGGAUAAGGAGCAUUAGUAGGACGGGGCCGUUUGACCCUCUUCACUUUGUAGCACAGGCAGACACUCAAAGCACAGACAGAGAGACAAGAAGACAAUACCUUGCUGCUGUCUGAGUGAAGAGGAAAGAGUCGUAGAAAGGGUACAUGACAAAAAAGUUUUAUUUUUUCGCUAGACUAAACAUUGAGCACGCGGAAGCAUGGAAAAGCGCACCAAGAUAAACAUUGCCAUUUUUGUGCUGCUGGUGGGCAUGGCCUGCAUGUUCACGGCCGUGGUGACGGACUACUGGGCCGUGCUCAGCCCUCAGGUGAAGAAUGUCAACGAGACGUGCGAGGCGGCCCACUUCGGCCUCUGGAGGCUGUGCAAGAAACAAAUCUACAUCAGCGCUGACGACUACCAGGAGAAGCACGGCUGCGGACCCAUCACCCUGGCUGGAGAUGAAAACUGCACUUACUUCGGCCACUUUACUCCAGGACAGGACACUGAGAUAUUUGAACACAAAACACAGAAAGAGUACAACAUCUCUGCUGCAGCCAUCUCCAUCUUCAGUCUGGCCUUCAUGAUUUUAGGGUCUCUGUGUUUGAUUGGCUCAUGCACGGGUAAAGGCAAAGGAAGACUAUACCUCCUCAAACCUUCCGGAAUGUUUUUUGCAUUUUCAGGUCUGUGUUCGUUCAUCUCACUGGAGGUGAUGCGUCAGUCCGUCAAACGCAUGAUCGAGAGCGAGGACACCAUCUGGAUCCAAUACUACUACAGCUGGUCCUUCGCUUGUGCCUGCGUUGGCUUUGUCCUUCUCUUUCUCACUGGCAUCGCCCUCCUCAUCCUCUCCAUGCCACAAAUGCCCAGGAACCCGUGGGAGACCUGCAUGGACGCCGAGCCCGAGCAAGUGGAGUGAAAGUUCGAACCAUAUUAGAGUGUAAGAAGAACAAGAGCUGGAAGGACCGUAGCCAUGAUGGGAAGUUUACCUCGCAACCAUUAAACAACUUGAAUGUGUCUUUUGUAGAGUUUCUAAAAUAUGUACGAGAAAUGAAAAGGAACGUCAUCUCUUAAACCUGUUGAUGAUGGAAAACUAAAAGCCCCCUUGUUCACAAGCAGAGAGACAGGCUCGCUAUAUAUUGCAAUAUUACAUUAAACGGGCAAAAUAUUAUGUUUUCCUAUUCCAAUAUUUUCUGAUACUCUUGGUUCUUAUUAGAGUGUGCAAGUGACGUGUGCCUCACGCAGGUGGACAGCGAGUGAAUGAGCUCAUAUUCUUUUUUUUCUCCGCCCAUGACUCAUAUUCAAAUAAUUACAUAAUGUGACCAUGGUGUGAUUGAAUAAUUAUGCAGUGCAUGCAGUCUCUCAUGUGUAUGAUAUAUUGUACAUAUUAAGUGUUCCUCUUCUGAUUUUACUUUUGUGGUAUUUCACAAGCAAUAGCACAAACAAAAACAAAAAAAACAAACAAACAGAGAAAACAAUAAUGGAGCCAGACAUUGAGUUUUAGAUUAGUUGCAUUAACUUUAAUUAUUUAGAUUUAACUAAUCUAAUUGUGGAGUAAAUGAACCUAAAGCAAUGAACAGCUUUGUGUUGCAAGUGCUAAAAAAAAUAAUACUUUUCAGACUCUAAAAUUUGUAUUGAUUGCUAUUCAUGCUCAAUGGUCCCCAAUGAUCUUCAUGAUGUGUUAUGCUGCAGUUGUGCGUAUUUGUCAUCUGUAUUGUAUGCUGUCUCUGUCUACCAAAUUUGUGAGGUUUUUCUUUCAAUCCAAAAAACAAACAAAUACAAUUUUGGUGAUACAUCCUUUUUGGGGGGGACAGCGACUGAAAGACAGCAGCAUGAGAUUUAAUUAGGGGUUGUUGUAUACAUAUAGCAUAUACUUUUUGGUGGCUUUGUCAAGGUUUAAUAGUGUGUUGUUGAAUUUCGAAAUGUUGCAUAUUCUAUGUGUGCACCUUUUUAAGGAAAAAUAAAUAUGCUUGGGACACUU